Molecule: messenger RNA, 5203 nt
Organism: Homarus americanus (American lobster)
Lineage: Eukaryota; Metazoa; Arthropoda; Malacostraca; Decapoda; Nephropidae
Exons: 5
Coding region: 145-2580 (811 amino acids)
Molecular function (GO): GTPase activity; GTP binding
Source: RefSeq, a predicted model, not a curated record
GCCCACAACACCAGUGCCACCGCCCACAACACCAGUCCCAUCGCCCACCACACCAGUCCCACCGCCCACCACACCAGCAAGUUCAACAUUCUUAACAGGAAGACAAAGACUAACAGCCUUGACGGCAGGAUCACCCUUAACAGCAUGACCAACAGCCCUAACAUCAAAACCAACAGCCUAAACAGCAAAACCAACGGCUUUAACAGCAAGACCAACGGCUUUAACAGCAAGAUCAACGGCUUUACCACCAAAACUAACGGCCUUAACAGCAAGCUCACUAGCCUUAACAGCAAAAUCAAUGAACUUAACAGUAAGAUCAACGGCCGUAAAAGUAAGACCAACGGACUUAACAGCAUCAACAGCAGCAAAACCAAUAGCCACACCAUCAAAUCCAACAGCAUUAACAGCAAGACCAACAGCCUCAGCAGUAACAGCAGCUGCGACAGUAAGACCAGCAGCAGCAGCGUCAAUAGCACCAAGAGCCUUAGAAAUCUGUUCUUGCGAGGAAACGUCUUCAGUAGCAGCUUCACCUUCGGCAACAGCAGCAGCACCACCACCAGCAGCAGCAGCAGUACAGAGGGCCGGGUACUACCCUCUGACAGCACCGUCACUAGCACCAACAUCGUCAUCAUCGGUGAUAAAGGCGUUGGUAAAUCAGCCAUCGCUGUGCGCUUCCUCACCCGACGAUACAUCGGCGAGUACAGCUCCGACACAGAUAUGAUGUACCAGCACGAGACCACUGUAGACCACGAGCCUGCGCAUCUCCACCUGCUCGACGCAGCCACUGCGCAGACCUCACACCAGUUUCUGCGUCACCUAGCCUGGGCUGACGCCUUUGUCGUUGUCUAUGAUGUCACCAGUCGCACCUCUUUUAUCCACGCCCGUCACCUACUCCACCUCCUUCAAGCCCACACCCGCAUGCCCUCACACACCCAAGCUGCAGAUGCCCAUGACGGUUACACCAAAAACAACCAUAAUGCACACAUCAGGAGUGGCCAUGAAAUACACACUACAAGUGGUCAUAGCACUCCUGUUGGAAAUGAUCCAAGCACAAACACUGUAUUUGGCCAUGACCCACAGACUCCCCGAAGACACAACAUCAAGAGCGGAGUGAAUGUACGGAGUCACAGUGGCAAAAACGCACACACCAAGGGUGGUAGCGAGACACAUGGCCAAGACCCACACAGCCCAGAGAGCCAGGACACACUCCCUUGGAGUACCCCUGGUCUUCACACCCGACCUGCUAAAACUCUCCGGCAAACUAGUCAUUCCCGUCUAAUGCACGGUCACCCUACGUACCAAGCUGUAAAAGGUGACCAAACUGAACCCAGCUGUAGAUAUUUUAACAAUGGCAACUCAUCUACUUUGAUCAUUCCAGAGGUGUCAUCACAGGGCAGCCAUCAUUGUAACCGACCUCCUGGCUACUCUCUUCCUGUUGACACUCAAAGUCAACCUGUCAACCAUGUCAGCCACCACACCAAUAACUAUUGUUGUCACAUCAAUAGCCCCAGUCAUUAUAACAGCAACCAUAGUCAAAACACGGACAGCCACCGUCGUCACAUCUACAGACACCAGAGACAGACUAGUCACAGUCAAGACACCAACUCAAAUCACAACUCUGACACAUACAACCAUCAUACCUGUGGCGUCCACUUCCACAAUAAACAUGACACUUAUACCAGCGUAUACAACUAUGUCAACAAACAUGAUCUCCAUAUCAAUAUCCAAAAUUCUGUUCAUUCUGCUGGAAUGAAUUCACAACAUCCUAUUGAGUCUGGUAGUAAGCAAGAGAGAACACCACCACCACCUUGUACCACUAGCCUGCCACACCAGGAUCACCUACAAAUAAGUAAUUAUCAAACCCAAACUGGAUAUCUUAGCCAAGCCGUGUUAUGUAUAAAUUCAACAAGAGUGCGCCACAGAGACCACAGUCCUGACCAUAAUCAUCUGAAAGGUCAUAGUCAUGACAAUAAUCAUUUGAAAGGCCAUAGUCCUGACCAUAGUCACCCGAGAGGCCACAGCCCAAGCCAUAGUCAUCUGAGAGGCCAUAGUCAUUUGAGAGGCCACAGCCCAGACCAAGGUCACCUGAAAGGCCAUAGUCAUCAUACAGGCCAUAACUCCGACCAAAGUCACCUAAGAGGCCAUAGACGUGACCACAGUCACCUGGGAGGCUACAGCCACGGCAACAAUCGCCUGAAAGGCCACAACCCUGACCACAGUCACCUGAGAGACCACAGCUCAGAUCAUAGUCACCUGAAAAGCCACACCACACUGCUUCUGGGCAACAAACGUGACUUGGAGCACUUCAGAUGUGUGUGGACUGACGAAGGUGAGGCUCUCUCGCUAGAAUUCAGUUGCCAGUUUUAUGAGGUAUCUGCAGCCGAGUCUCUGCUGGGAGUACAUCUAGCAUUCCACUCCCUACUGAAGGAGGCCCGAGCACUACAGUUCAUCAGGAAUCUGCCGCAACCAAACCCAAAGACCCCAAAGAGCAUGGUGUCAUCUGCAGUGUCGAAGGUCAUUGGCAACUUCUUCACAAGAGCAGGAAGUGGUCGUAAAGAGAGACAAUCAAACAGCAUCUGAUUAUUUAUCAUAGUAGAUAUUUUAUACACUGUUAAAACAGAACAAGUCAUCUCCCAUGUUUGCCUUCAGGCAUCUUGUACACAACACAGUCAGCACUCACACCCCUUUACUGGAAACAACACAAAAUGCUUACAUAUUCGGUAAUAAAAAGCUUAAUUCUAGCAGAAUAAAACAAUAUUUCCUAUAGUGUAAUUAAAAUGAACUCUGUUAUUGAAACUCUCAUUUUAGUGAGAACUCAUCCUAGGUGCUCUGUGAGACAAUUUUAUUGCACUCAAGUGAGCAAUGCACAACAGAGUAAAUAUGUACAAUAAUUGUGAUUGUAUUGUGUUAGUUAAAAAAACACAACAGACUUCAAGAUGGAAUUGAUAAGUGAAUAUAGAUACUGAAAAGUGAAUUGUCAGAGAAAAAUGUGGGUAUUUUUUUCAGUGUGAUCUCAUUUUCUAUCCAAUAUAAAACUACAUACAAUACACAUAAAAAUUCCUCCUUAACAGCACACAUCCUCAUUCAUUUGUUUUAUUUUCAUCUUUGAUUCUUAUAUAUGUUGUCACUUAUAUGAAUCAACUAAGGUCUUAUAAGUUCUGUUUUCUGGUAUGCUCAUUCAACUCCUAAGUCACCCAUACUUUUCAUUAUAUUUUUGUCGUACAGAACAUAGUAGUAUGUUAUGACCCUGUAGUACUCUGACACAUCUUGGUAGAUCAGUACCCUAGCAUUCACCCUUAUUGUUCUUUUGAAAUAGUGUCAACUAGUGAAUGUAUUGAAGAUUCACUACAUGACUUAGGGAGAUUCUUCAAGGAUCCUGUCUUUAUUAAGUUGUUGAAUGGAAUUUAUUAUGUGGUCAUUGAAGGUGUCCUACUUUCUCCUAAAGAUACAGAAGUGGAGAUAAUGUGAAGUACAGUAUUGGACACUAGUAGUUCAAGGACAGGAUUAUAAAUAAUUCUUUUACCUAAUCUCAUAAAAUCUUCUUCUGUAAUGGCUAAACUCAAGGGCAAGCAUAAACACCCAUUACAGGAGUACUGGGUUUGUGGAUAUAGAACCUGAUGAUCAACUCAAUAGUAGUAAGUCUGAAUGGACUACAAGGCAAACCCCACCAUGUAAGGGGUAGUUGCAACAAGUAACACUGUCACUGCCAUGCAUGAGCCUUCCUGUCAGACCUAAGAAAAGUUUGUAUACCUUAUGUCACUACCUGCAGGGUUUUCAAUGGAUAUUUUGAUUAACAUAGACCCUGUUAUCAAAGAGGGCUUGGUUGAUCUAUUCUCUUAUGUAAAUAAGAGAAGUACUGUAUUACAGUACUAUCCCUCAAAAGGAAGGUCAAUGAUGGAAAUAUAAAACAUCUGAACAGGGUCUAACUCCCUCUGCCUCUCAGUCCUUUUAUGGGUUAAGUACUAAGCAUAAAUCCCAUAUGGAACUUAGCUUUUCAACAAGAAAAGGAUUUACAAGGUGAAGAGGCUCAAAUAACCUUCCCCAUUCAAGAAAACUAACAUUUGGUAGUCUAAUCCAAAUGCAAUUGGCCUAUCUAAAAAAAAAAGAAUCAUGCUCUUUAAAUUUCCUCAGAAAGGGUUUCUUCUGUCUGGACAGUUCCUAUUUAAGUACUGUACAGGCAUUCCUUGAUUUAUCAAAAGAAUUUUAUUCUUGAAAAACCUUCCAUAACUCGAUUUUUCAUAAAUUGGGUCACAGACUCCCAUUGUAAAGCCAAGAUAUGUUCCUGCAAAAAUAAAAACAAACAAAAAUUGGUGUACACAAUAAUUAUAAGCUAAUAAUAAUGGGUUUGAAUCCUGGUUCAGGACACACAAGGAUAGGGCAUUAAUCAGCAUAAUUCUACCACUACCAAUUAUCACAGGUUUCCUCCUGUACUAACACUGGAUAAUAAAGUUCACAACAAAGAACAGAUCAAACACCUGAAAACCUAGUAAGCUGCUAAGGGGUGAAAUGACAAGUAAUAAAAAUAAAACUAUAUACUGCACUACAUGAAAUACAUGCAGUGGAGGGCACAGAAGUUACUGUGCCACUGGUUGUGAUGCAGUGCAAGACUGUAAGGCUCAUUCAAGACAUAUGGUAUUAAAUUCAGUGACGUACCAACAGUAAAUCUACUUCACUAUAUGAGUACAUACAGAACAGCAUAUACAUUCUGAAGUUUUGCUUUCACUGUUUUUUAUUCUUAUUGAAGUUUUAUCUGAAAAAGAAAUGCUAAACUUCUUCCUAUAACUCCGUGUGUACAAGGGUCUCUGUGGUGAAUAAAAUCGUCAGGCAUUAACCAAAUAAAACAUCAAGAAUGAAGUGAAGGGGUUAAUGGAGAUAGUCUAAUAGCCCCUUGUGUACUGGGGCCUCACUGUGCUGACUAAAACCACCCGAUGUUAGCCAAAUAAAAUAUCAAAAGUGGCAUCCCCUUCCCUAAAGGGUUAACAAUUUAUUCUUUCCAUUGACAGGAGAUUGAACGUUAAAUAAACACAUCAGUCUUCCCAUAGUCGUAACAUCGUGUCAGUGUCUUACCACUACUUCAUGUACUGAUCCUGUGAGCCAGGAUAUUUAAAACAAUAUGUACGGUACUGUUCAGUCUCUCCUCGACUUACGACGGGGUUCCAGGUCAUAAGUCGAAAAGGCGAAAAUAAUACAUAGAAAUUGUAAA